CCCCUUUCCACUUCCGAUUCAUUCGCCGUCUCCGGUCCUCCUCCCUCGCCCUUAUCCCCCUCACUUUCCCCUCCUCCUCCUCCCACCCGCAGCAACCGCCGAAACUUUCCCCAACCUCCUCCUCCUCCGCCGCGGAUCGGGCUCGGACGGCGGCGCUCUAUCCAUCCAUGUCGGAGGAAUCUGGUCGCCCUCUACCCAAGUUUGGCGAAUGGGACGUCAACGACCCAGCAUCUGCUGAUGGAUUCACAGUCAUCUUCAACAAAGCCAGAGAUGAGAAAAAGGCUGGGAAUGGACAAGAUACCGAAUCCCCUUGCAAAGACGCUAGGACUGAGAGGGUGGAGUCCUAUGCCACCAAGGCGAAUUCAAAGAAAUGGUUUUGCUGCGUGACGCCCAGUCCUACACAAUCUUGAAGUGUCACCGAAGAAAUGGUUGCGAAAAGUAUGGUCCUUUGAUUUUGCUAUAUACAUACUAUCCAUAAGAUCCUUGUAAGAGGUACCUUGGCCGUCACGAUGGGUAUCUCGUAAAACUCUGAAGUGUGUAUGUAUGGUUUGAGGGUUGUCAGACACAGAUUUGGUUGGAUAAGUGAACUUCUGAUUGUAA
This is a messenger RNA of Lolium rigidum, 600 nucleotides long. Its product is annotated as protein NOI4-like. The transcript is spliced from 3 exons. The record is from RefSeq and is a predicted model, not a curated record. Lineage: Eukaryota; Viridiplantae; Streptophyta; Magnoliopsida; Poales; Poaceae. The coding region runs from base 168 to 410 and encodes 80 amino acids.